Molecule: messenger RNA, 8217 nt
Organism: Spirometra erinaceieuropaei
Lineage: Eukaryota; Metazoa; Platyhelminthes; Cestoda; Diphyllobothriidea; Diphyllobothriidae
Source: the annotation of a GenBank genome assembly
AUGGUGCAACCGCCUGUCGGCGAAAAUAGCCGGUACCUUUCCCUAUCUACCACCGACCCCUCCCCGCAAAUCAGACCAACGGUAUAUAUGCAAGGACAUCUUGAAACCUCCUCAGAUCAACCUGGAGACCUAGGAGGACCUCACCCAGAACAGACCAGCAUGAAGAACGGGAGUGAAGACCGGUGCAGCCUUCUGCGAAGCCACUCAGGUCGUCACCGCCAAGGCCAAAAGGGUACGUUGCAAGUCAUAAGUGCCUCGACUCCCAGUGCCAACACCCAGUCGCAUCCAAAAUGUCGACGCUACGAACGCACAUUUCCUGUCCGAAUCGGUCUCGAAGGACGCCUUCAGUGCACUAGACCAACAACCCGACAACGUCAACUUCUCCUCCCGCUCCUGUCCCUGCCGCAACUCCCGCGUAAACGACCAAGCCCUUCAUCGGUAAUCACACGACCGCUACCAUCAAUUACUGUCGCCAUUCGCCCUGCCUCCACUCCUAGGUCUAUCACAGGGACCAGCUCCGCCAACGCCGCGACAUCUCGCGUUCUUUUCAAGGGUGGGAUGACGUCCGACGCCCCAUCAACUGCUGCCAUUAAAACCAGCACGCCCAUAUUCAGCGAUGUAGACUCGGUCCAAAUCUGUCAUCCUCGCGACCGUACAUUCACCUCCCACACGGGCCUGGUCGGCUACUCGCAAAUGCACUCCACGGAGACUGGCGAGUCAGGUCCUGGAGCUUCCACAUACACUGGCCGCAUUCAUCUCAACUGUCAAUUCAAUUCAAUUCAAUUAUUUUUAUUAAAGAUUCGUUGGGGUCCCAUCAAAGCAAGUAAAAAUAAAUUUACAUGCAAAUUUUAGACGAUGAAGGCAAAAUCUGCACAAAGUGCAAUGCAUAGUUUUUGAGAUUAGAAGUCCGCUAAGCAAAAUGAAAAUGAAAAAAACGAGGGGUGAAAAAAAACUCCAAAGCAAAAUUUAAAAAUGAUUGUAGUAAUUUAACAGGAGAAAAAAAACCCUCAGAAAAAUAGCAUCAGAAAAAAACAGGGAGGACUGGCCUGCAUGUUGCGGUACAAAAUGGAAUAAAGCCCGACAUCAACAUGGCCGAAAUAGAUGUCAGCUGUAUAUGGCAUUGUGCAACGGAUUUCAUAAAAUGGUACGUAGGCGGGUCGGUCAGGACUGGCCUGUAUCACCUUGAAAAAGAAAAAUAAGUGCCGAAAUUGAAAACCAGUCUCAAGCCGAUAGGAACCCAGAUGCGGUCGGUUUCAUUCAACCGAGUCCAUCCGAACAUGGGGGAAGGGAGAUGCGACCAGAUUACUAGUAUAUGGCGAAUAUAGAAGGCUUUGUCAAGACCGCUGAUGGAGCGCAUUCAGUGAGGGCAUCAUGAAGAUCAGUCCCGAGGCGAUAGGAACCCAGAUGCGGUCGGUUAUAUUCAUCCGAGUCCAACCGAGGAUGGGGGAAGGGAGAUGCGACGAAACUGCUAGUAUAUGGCGAAUACAGGUGGUUUCGCCAAGGGCGUCGAAGGCGCGCAUUCUGUGAGGGCACGUUGCAUGAACUUAAAAAUUGGAUUAAAUAACAUUUCUGGUGAGCGGAUCUUAGGUAGCUAGACUAUUCAUAGAGAAAGGAAACGCGAACAGAUACGGAAAUUUAAUUGCGGCAUGCUAAAUACCCUGUGGCCCUUUCUCGGUGUCAUAGAAAAUGUCGUCUGGGAAGUAUGAGAAAGAUAAAAGUUUAAUCGAGUCAGUAUUCAGAUAAAGGCGUAGCCUUCUCUUAAAUUUGUGUAGAUUUUCUGAAGAUCUUAUAUUUAUUGGAAGGUUAUUCCAGAGGAAAGUAUAUCUGGAAGCGAAAAAAAGGGAGCGCUUAGAGGUUCAGGACGCUGAAAGAGGUAUAAUUAGAGACGAGUUGCGAAGAUUGUAUGGGCGACUACUAGGGGUAAGUGUUGAAAUCCGAGGAAAAUUUGUUCUAUGAUUAAUGCGAAAGAGGAGACAGAGGCCCGCUUCUAGUCUUCGAACCCAUAAAAAUUUUAGGUUAGUUAGUUGGCAUCUAUCUGAGUAGGAGAUAUUGGGAUGUUCCCUAUCUAAAAGUUUUUUUGAAAAACGUCUUUGGACAUUUUCAAUUUUUAAACGACUGGCUUCAUUCAUCAAACCAAAGAAUGGACAACAAUACUCGAGAAUGGGAAGUACAAACAUACGAUAGAGCCUUAAUUUAAUUUCAGGAAGAUAGAAAUUGUAAGAAAUAAAGUCACAAAUCUGGGCAGCUUUGGCUGUAAUUCUGUCAGCGUGCGGCGAGAGAUCAAGAUUACUAGUGUAGCUUAAACCUAAAUCCUUGAUGGUGGCACAUUCAGUCAUAGGUGUUCCUUGAAAGACCACAGGUUGGGGUAGCCUAUCAGGUCCAAAACACAUAUAACGACAUUUAGACGGAGAGAUUUCCAUUAGCCAUUUUGAGCUCCAAGCUGAGAGAGCAAGCAAGUCAGCAUGGAUUUGCUCCAGGCAAUGAAGGCUUGUAGAUUUUUUGAAAAAAUAUACACAUUUGAGAUCAUCGGCAUAAAUAAAUGAUUGAGAAUGUUUAACUGCGGCUGAAAUAUCAUUUAUGUAAAGCAAUAGCAAAAGAGGACCUAAAACGGUACCUUGUAGAUAAUAGAUAAUUUUUUUAUUAAAGACCCGUCGGGGUCCCAUCAAAGCAAGUUAAAGUAAAUUUGCAUGCGAGUUUUAGACGAGGUAGGCUGAAUCUUUACAAAAUGCAAUUCAUAGUUUCUGAAUUAGAAGUCCAUUGAGAAACAUGAAGAUUGAGGGGUGAAAAAAACUCCUCGGAAAAAGUUAAAAAUGAUUGGAUUAAUUUUACAGGAGAAAAACCCCUCAUUAAAAAUAAUAUCAGAAAAAAUGCGAGCAGGACUGGCCUGUAGGUGGCGGUAUAUAACGGAAUGUUUUCGGUCAUCGUCAGGGUAUCAAUAAAUGUCCGCCUUGAUGGGUUCGAAUGUGGGUCAGACAGGACUGGCUUGCAAAUGGCAUUGUAUACGGGAUUCACAACUCAGAUCGUCUGGGCCGGAUUGGUACGCCGCGUCAAAGAGGCCAGACGAGAGGAACCGAGAUGCGAUCGGCCACAGCACGCUUCGAGCUCAGCCGAGCAGUAAGGAAGGGAGGUACGACCGAACUACUAGUAGACAGUGAAUACGGAAGGUUCCGCCGUGAGCGUCGACAGACCGCAUGAGGUCGGAAUGCGGGAGAUGACAUCAAAAACCGCGAAAAUUGUCGCUAUGGGGGAAGGAUGGCGAUGGAUUUAGAAACCAAUUAAAAACAGGGGUUUCUAAUGAUAUAAUUAAGAGUUACCACUUAAUCUACCACUAAAUCCCAGGAGGACCCUUCUCGAAGUCAAGAACCUGAGUGUUCGGGAAUGAGACCGUUAACAGUGCCUUUAUGCUUUCCGGUGUAAGAUGGUUGCGUAAUUUCGACUUGAAUACCAGUAACCUAGGCGAUAAUCUAGUUUCAGGCGGAAGAUUAUUCCAAAGAAAGGCAUAUUUGGAAGCAAAGAAGAGGGAGCGCUUAGAUGUAGUACAAAGAGGCGGCGGAAUAACCAUGCAGGAGUUGCGCGUGGCAUAAGACCGAUCUCUCGGAGUGAGAGUGUCAAUGUGCGGAAGACUGGAGCUAGAGUUGAUGCGAAAAAGGAAGCAAAGGCCAGCUUCGAGUCUUCUAACCCACAAAAACUUCAUGUUCGCCAGCUGACAUCUCUGAGUAUAAGAAAUACUAGACGAAGCUUGUGAGAACAGUUUCCGAGUGAAAGCCCUCUGAACAUUUUCGAUUUUAUUACGGUCGCAGGCGCUCAUUAAACCGAAGAAAGGACAGCAAUAUUCGAGGACUGGAAGAACAAACAUUUGAUAAAGUCUUAGCUUCAUUUCCGGAAGGAAAAAAUUAUGCGAUAUGAAUCCACAUAUCUGCGCGGCUCUGGCAGAGAUUCUAUCUGCAUGAGGUGAUAAAGAAUGUUUAUUUGUAUAACUUAGACCUAGGUCCUUUAUGGUGAGGCAUUCUGAGAGUGGGUUAUUCUGAAAAAUUAUGGGACCAGGAAGUUUGGUAGGACCAAAAGACAUGAAACUACACUUGGAUGAUGAAAACUCCAUCUGCCAUGUCGAACCCCAUCUGCUUAAGCGUAGUAAAUCGGCAUUAAUUUUUUCAACACAAACAUUUGCGGUGUCCUUAGAGUAUGAGUAAACACACUUGAGGUCAUCGGCAUAAGUAAAAGUUUGCGAAUUUGCGAGUUCAGUCGAAAUAUCAUUGAUGUACAGAAGGAAGAGUAGCGGACCCAGGACCGUGCCUUGAAGUACGCCACUCGUGAUCGAGUGAGGUGUCGAGUAGCUAUUACCGACCAUGACUUUCUGAUAUCGGUUGGACAGAUAGGACCUAAUGAAGUCGAGUAGAGGCGGCCGAAUGCCGAGGGCUUCCAAUUUUACUAAAAGACGUCUAUGGGGCACCUUGUCAAAGGCUUUGCUAAGAUCAAAGUAAAUAACUACCACUGACUGCCGCUCAUUACGAAGAGAAGUGAUUAGAUUAAGAAAAGCCAAGUGGCAUGUUUCGCAGGAUCGUUCCGGUAAAAACCCAUGCUGACUAGAGCUCAGAAGCCGAUUAGCUAGACAGAAGUCAAGAAUUUCAUUGAAAAUAAUCCUUUCAAGAAGUUUUGCUAGAGACGGCGUUUUGUGCACGCCCCGAUAGUUAUUAACAUCGGACCGAGAUCCCGACUUGAAAACGGGAAUGAUAAUUGACGUUUUCCAUGUUUCAGGAAAGAAUCCUUUUGAAAUAUAAACCGAGAAUAGAUGACUGAGCAAUAAGGGAAAGUCGGACGCUUGUUUAAUAAUCGAAUUCGGAAUCCCGUCCGUUCCUGAGCAGUGUGAGUAUUUCAAACGGCUCAUGUGUUUUUUAAUGAGAUCUGAGGAGACAUCAAUUGUACUAAGUGUCCUAUCUGAAAGUGAUCGAGAGAAAGGGACCGGAUCGGACUCGGUAGCAAGGUGUUUUGCGAAGAAAGCACUAAACAACUCCGCCUUGUUAGUGUCAUCGGUGAGGAAGACUUUGUUAUCAUUUAGCAUGGGUGGAAGUUCAUGACCCCACUUAGAGGAGGACCGAUGACGGAAGAUGUUAGCGACGGAUUUGCCAGGGUUCGAACCACUGAGAGCGAUUGAUUCUCUUUGCCUGUCGCGCGCUUGGCGCAUCCUUGAGGCCAUCUCAAAUAUCUCUGUGAUUCUAAGAUGAACAGAUAAGGAACUAGUGGAUGGGUCACGCAGUUGUCGCCUCAACUUUUUUAGUCUGUUCUGAAGAAAAUGAGGAACAAGAGAAUCUGAAGAAUUAGGCUUGAGAUAUCUACGCGGCACAAACUCUAGUAUGUCCUUGAAAACAUUGGACAUGACAUCACGAAGAAUGGUUACAUCGCUACAAGUGAGGAAGCCACACCAAUCCAAGGAUCUCAUAUAGUUAUUUAUUAAGUCGCUAUCUACGCAGUCGUAGUUCAUGAAAGUCUGAACAGCGCUUGUCUUUUUUGAAAAGGCAAGCGGUAGGCAACAAUGAAUUAAUACGUGGUCACUGUCAAAGAGGUCCUUUUUUAAAGCAACAGAAAGAGGAGCAAUGUCAUUGGUAAAGAUUAGAUCUAAAAUGUGAUUAUCUCUUGUUGGAGAGCGCACCAGUUGGGACCAAUUAGAAAAAUUGAUAAUAUCCUGAAAGGACUGGAAUCUGGGUGGGCAGCUAUUGGGAACCCAGUCAAUUUCAGGAAGGUUACAAUCCCCAGUGAUUAUUUUAACAUCGAAAGCAGCUUCCGAAAUUAAUUUAAAGAUUUCACAGAGUUGUGAAUCAUCACUGGCUAAGGAAUUUGGGGGAUUGUAGAUACAGCCAAUAAUUGCCUUUCUUUGUGGCGAGAGAAUAACAGAUGCAAAGCAGAAGUUUCCCGCGAAUGAGGAAACAUCCAAGUAAUAGGGAGAGUGCUUUAGGUAGGAUUUAAGAUAAAGAAGACAACCACCCCCACGCCUAGUCGUGCGGUCUUGGCGGUAAAAAUCGAAGUCAUCUAUGAGAAGGGCAGAGUCAGGAAUUAGAGAAUGUGUCCAAGAUUCUGUUACACAUAUAAUAUCAGGCGUCAUUUCCAGAGCAAUGGCUCUGAUUUGGGCCAUCUUGUUUAUAACAGACCUGGCAUUCAAUAAUAUAAUAUCUAAUGUGUUUCGAACGGCAAUGCUAUUUUCGACGGACACCGCUCACAAUAGGAAUUUCACUGGAAAGUGAAGAUCCCACCAAAACCUUUUGUUUACGAUUAGACAGGUGUGACCUGAGAAAGUCUAUUAGUCGACUGCGAAUUCCCAUAGCUUCCAAUUUAACCAAGAGUCUUUUAUGUGGCACUCUAUCAAAGGCUUUACUAAGAUCAAAAUAAAUUACGACAACAGAUAGGUGAUCAUUACGAAGAGAGGUAAGUAGAUCGAGAAACGACAGAUGACAUGUUUCACAAGAGCGAUCUGGUAAAAAACCAUGCUGGUAAGGGCUAAUAACUUGAUUGGCUAUGCAAAAUUCGGUAAUUUUUAUGGCGAUAAUUUUUUCAAAGAUUUUGGCGAGAGAGGGUGUUUCAUGGACACCUCGAUAGUUCUGUACGUCAGAACGACAGCCAGACUUAAAUACUGGAAUAAUAAUAGAAGUUUUCCAAUAGUGCGCAAAUUGAGCUAACACAUGAGCCUAUUGGGUCACGUGCGUAUUCACGAAAACCUGCUAUAUGUAACCUCUGGCUACUCCAUACCAUCGCAACCCCCUCCACCAGCACCUGCAUCACAUAUCACGCCUGUUAAUAGCGUGUGCUUGCGCAUAUGGGUAGUGCCUCUCAAUGGGAUGUAGGGGUGUCCGGCAGUGGGUGCACGCGACAGACGUAAUAGGCCGCUCGCUUGAUUGAAGGUCUAGACUACUCUGAGCGUCCACUUGCUGACACAUAACUCUCACAUGUAGCUCCCCGAAGCUAGGCUCUGCUUAGCGGCCACACCCCAAUGACUGCCUCCACCGGCGGGUUACACCAGGUGAGGGUAUUCGCUUAUGCAUUUCCGUACACGGUAGUUUCGGUUGGCCGGAUGGAUCACCGCAUUGGCAUCGCCGGGACGAGGCUCUGUCUGGAACACCGUAGGAGGCCACGAGGCGAGUGAGCCCCCAGGUAAGCGAACGUUGUCUGCUGUCUUUGUUUUUACCUGUUCUUGCUCACCUGCGUUCUGCCUGAUGGUUUGUGUCUGUCCUUAUUAGAAACUGACUGCCGUUCCGAUAAACUGAACUUAGCAUCGCUGGGAAGAUCUUCGCUCGCAUUUUUCUCUACCGCCUGGAAAACCGUCUGGAACAGGGUCUCCUGCCAGUAAGCCAGUGUUGCUUCUACCGUCAUCGUGGGACCCCCGACAUGAUCUUCGCGGCGCAUAAACUGCAGGACAAGUGUUAGGAGAUGCGGACCCACCAGUGCUAUACCUUCGUAAACCUGACAAAAGCCUUCGAUGAAGUUAAUCAUGAUGGACUGUGGAAAAUCAUGCAGAAAUUUGGCUGUCCCGAACAGUUCACUGAGAUGAUGCAUUGGCUCCACGAUGACAUGAUGGCGCAAGUCGCAGACAAUGGAGCCGUCCAAGAGGCAUUCGCAGUGACCAACGGAGCGAAGCAGGGUUGCGCUCUCGCGCGUACCUUCUUCAUUCUCAUGUUCGGUGCCAUGUGGAUGGGCGCUUAGCGUGAUGAACGCCAUGGGAUCCGCAUCGCCUACAGGACGGACGGCCAACUCCUCAAUCGCCGGCGGAUAAACUUUCAGUCGCGUGUAUCCACAACCACCGUCCAACAACUUCUAUUCGCCGAUGGCUGCGUACUCAACGCAACUACUGAGAAGGGCAUGCCAAGACGCAUAGAUCUCUUCUACGCUGCCUGCGAGAACCUCGGCCUGAUCAUCAAUUCGGAGAAGCCGGCGGUCAUGCACCAACCGCCACCCAAUACUGUCCACAGUGCACCGCGAAUCAGCGUGAACGGAACCCAUCAACAAGUGGUGGAAAACUUCACAUAUCUGGGCUGCACCAUGUCCUACAGCACCACGAUCGAUGACGAAGUGGUCCGCCAGAUUUCCAAUACUAGUCAAGCCUUCGGUCUCCCCGAAUCACAGUUUCGAAACGCCACAGUUUUCAACUCGGCGUCUUUUGAAUGCGGUUUGAAUUUUUCGACCUCCGAGGGAAUUACCGUUUCCGAGUCUCCUGAGUGCUGGACGCUUUGA